Molecule: messenger RNA, 4056 nt
Organism: Danaus chrysippus (African queen)
Lineage: Eukaryota; Metazoa; Arthropoda; Insecta; Lepidoptera; Nymphalidae
Source: the annotation of a GenBank genome assembly
AUGUCUACUCUGCAAAAUCCGUGGCCACAUAUAUCAAGUGAGACUUCAGAGAAAUACGAAAAGUGUCGAAAUAUUACUGAAGAAAUAUACAAAAGGAUUAAUAUAACAUUUGAGAUCAAAAAGUUGGAGACGGACGCUCAAAGCGAUCUAUCAGAUCAGAGUGACAUCGACAGUAAUGAAUUGAGCAAUGAGACCGAUCUGUUUGCAUGCGACAAAUCCUCAAUAUCAAGUUCAACGGAGCUGGAAAAACUGGAACAUGGCAGCGCUGCGUGCGAGAAAUAUAUAAACAACAAUAAUAUAGAGGAAAAAAGAAAAGUUGUGUAUCGACGGCCUAAGAAACGAUUCCGAAAGCGUGUGAAGAAACAGCCAUUUAAACAUGAUUCCGAUGGGUCCAGCGAUGAAGCCCUGCCAUUGAGUAGAGUGGCAAUUGACUACAGAGAUAGGGCUCCGCCCUCGCCGUGCCACGCUGUCAUGGGAGUACCCAGCAUUGUUAUCACACCCAUUGACUUAAAGAAAUUCAAAUCACCGUCACCAGACAAGAAAGUGUCAAGGAAGAUAGAAAAGAAAGAUUCCAUAGACAAUCCAUCCAUAGAGAAGAAUAUAGACAACGAUGACGUCAGAGACAAUACCAUAGAUAAAGAAAAGAGUUUGGACUGGCGUUGCUCAUUGUGCAGUCUGUGCUUCAGAGGGGAGAGAGGGCUAAGCAAAAUGAGUGCAACCUACAUUAUACCUUUGGAUGAAAUAGACUUAGGUCUCUUACCAAAUACUUAUUCUCCGAAGAGAAAUAUGCCGCUGUGGAGCUUAAACAAUGAACAAUGUGAAUUUCGUAUUUCCUACAAUCCAUCAGAAGAUCGGAGUGAUAAAGAUGCCUCAACAAACAAACAGGACCUAAAAACGACUAUGUGUCACAUUUGCAAGAUUGAUGUUCCGGUGAAAUAUCUCCAAGAACACAGAGAUGGUGUUAAACAUAAAGCAUAUUUAAAAAUAGCUAACACAGCAUUGGAAAGGCUAAAAGAUGAAAUCAAUAAUAAUGUGUAUUCAGAAGAAAGAAACUCGUUGAAAUAUUUCUGUCCUCAUUGCACUACUGUUACAGAAGUAUGUGAUCGACAAAAACAUGAUAAUUCCACAGAUCACAAGAACGCUGUCCUUAUUGACAGAUAUAUAACAAAUUUUCUUGAUUUUUAUACAAAUUCAACGGAUAACGUAAAAAAUACUUUGGAAUCUCAAGUUGCACAAUCAAAGCCAGCUGAUAAACUAUUAAAUGCCAUACAAAACACGAAGCCAAUAGAUGUUCUGAAUAAUUUUGAUAUGGAAAAUUAUUUGAAUGUAUUGAAAUAUAAACACAAAAUGACCACUAAUAUAAAAGUGAUCAGUAAAGGAAUACUACAGAUAGAUAUAGAUGGAAGUAAACUAGAAAUUGACGAAGAUAAUUUUCAUGGUAUCUUAAACCGAGAUGGGGGUUGUGUUGAGUGCAUUGUUUGCAAAGAAAUUUUCAGAACUGAGAAUAAAUACAUACAUAUUCGAGGAUCAAAACAUGCUUAUAGAGUGACUAUGCCAAUUAUAGAUAUUAACUGCAUAAGAGAGAUAUAUCCAUCGUGGUACCACUGCAUUCUUUGCAACACUAUCACUGAAAAUUACUCAACACACAUUGCCUUAGAUAGUAACCAUAGCAAAAAUUUUAACACUGCUUUCAAAUAUUUCAACUUCCAGGGAAAUGUCACAUCUUUAGACAAUCUGAAACCUAACAAUGAUCAUUUAAAUGACAACAAGUCUUUUGUUUUAAACAAAACUAGUAUAGAUGGCUCUGUUAUAACUAAUGAUUCUACAGAAAACCAUACAUGCAAGUACUGUAAUAUCCAAUUAAAAAGAAGAAGCAAAAGGAAACAUUCCUUGACCUCAAGACAUAUAUGGAAUACCAAAUCUCCUUAUCAUUACUUAUACACAGUUAAUACAAGUACAUGUAGAGUUUGCAAUAUAGAUGACAACAAUGUUGAAAGUCAUGUGGACUCAGAAAAUCACAAACAAAAGUACAGAGAAUACUUAUCGGAAAAUAGAUUAGUUUCCAUUGAUUUGGAUAAAUUCUUUUGCAUGGUCUGUUUUGAUGUGGUAAUGAUAAGAAACGAAUUACUACAUACAUAUAACCCAAAUCACAAGAAACAAAUGGAUAGUGUAAAAGAUGCCGAGAACUAUUACUGUGCCAUGUGUGAUAAAUCUAUUAAAAAUGAUAAAAAUGGAAUAAAACUUCACAACGAAAGUAAAGAGCAUCGGAAAAACAUUGCAACAUUUAAAUAUAUAUAUGCAACUAUUACAGAAACAGAUGAUAUGCUUUUAUCAACUGAUAGUAAAGUAGAUUUGAAAUGUACGCUAUGCGACAUACUUGUUGCAAAUAAUAAUAAUAGUGUGGAAAUUCAUACGCAAAGCUGGAAACAUAUAGAAAAAUACAGAGAACUCCUGAAAGAUAAUAUUAUGGAGGUGAAAGAAAAUAUUUUAUGUUGUAAUGUAUGCAAUAUCUACAUAACUAAUAAAGCAUGUCUCACACAUAUGAGGGGUAAAAAACACAUCAAAAAACUUCGACUUCACAAUGAAAAAUUAAAUAAUACAAACAUUAUAAAAGAAACAAACACAAAUGAAUCAGAUGGACAGAAUAAUGAAAACAGUAUUAAUAAUCCUGGCAUUAAUACAAAUGGAAUAAAUGCCAUUACUACUGUAGAUGAGAUUAAUAAAAUAUAUAAUUCAGAGAUUCAUUUAAAUGAAACAAAUGACAUGAAAAUUAAUGUGAUAUCGACCAUAAGAAAUGAACCUGGUAUUAAUAUGAAUGAAGCUAUAGAAAAUGAACCUGGCAUUAACAUGAAUGAAGCCAUAGGAGAUGAACCUGGCAUUAAUAUAAAUGAAGCUACAAUAAAUAAACCUCGGAGAAAUAUGAAUGAAGCCAUAAGAAAUGAACCUGUCAUUGACAUGAAUGAAGCCAUAGGAGAUGAACCUGGCAUUACCAUGAAUGAAGCCAAAAGAAAUGAAACUGGCAUUAAUAUGAAUGAAGCUAUAAAAAAUGAACCUGGUGUAAACAUAGAAAAAAAUGAAGAAAACAAAGCAAACAUACAUGACAAUGUCAACAAAAUUAAUGAUUCUGAUGUGAAUUUAUUAGAUGAAAAAGUGAACAAAUUUAUGCAAUUAUUUAAAACGACGGAAGAAAAUGGUCAGAUAUUAUGUAAAGCGUGUAAGUUAUUAAUAUGCAGCACUGUUUGGAUGCAAUUCUUUCUGACCGGGUUGUCUGUGGGUGCUACAACUGUUAUGGUCCCUCAACUAAAGCGAGAACAGUCCACUGAGAUCGACCCUGAACUGAUUUCUUGGUUAUAUUCAACAACAAGUUUUACAACCCUGCCCUGGGUGUUCAUUCUGCCGUACUUCACUUCGCUGACAGGAAGAAAGUUCCCACAGAUUGUGAACAGCGUCAUCACGACAACUUCAUUCGUCAUAUUGUACUUCAGUUCCAAAAUAAAACACAUCAUCAUCUCUGAAAUAAUUCAAGGUUACUUUCAUGCGGCGAACAUAACUUUUAUGGUGGUCAUACUAACUGACUAUAGCUCUGUGAAGUAUCGUGGUUUAUUUUUGGGUAUGAAAUCAGCUAACUUUUUUUGGGGCAUGUGGGUAGCGAAUGCCAUAGAAUCUCCGGUGUGGUUAGCGAGCAAAGGACGGAUUGAAAAAUGCAAAAAUUCCUUCAAAUGGAUCCAUGGUGGUAACAAAGAUUUAGAAAGAGAAUUACAAGAAUUGAUAUCAGAUGAACCUAAAAUAAAAUAUGAAAGAAUUAGGUUUAUUGAUAUGAUUAGUGCUCCCGAAUUUUACAAACCACUCUUCUUAUCAUUGAUAGCAAUAGCUCAUUACCACUUUUCUGCUAAAAUGCUGAAGUACAAUAUGACGAAUGAAGUUGUCGUGAUGACGCUGUUCACAAUCUGCGGGAACUUUCUUCCUGUCAGCGAAGUGAAGUACGGCAGAAUGAACACCCAGGGCAGGGUUGUAAAACUUGUUGUCGAAUCUGAAAAGAUUUUUAUAUCAGAUUAG